UCCCUUCCCCUCAUCCCUCAAUGCAGACAGCUGCAGCCAAUCAACAUCCGCUGCUCAUUGUGUACCAACAGAGCAUCGUGCGCCCUGCAGCUUUUAAAUAGUCCCGCAUCCAUGUGACGAGCAGAGCAGGCCAGAGCGGAGAGACAGCAACAAUAUCCUUCCAACCUAAACUAACACGCAGACUUUGACCAUCAUAACUCGACCAGAACCACUGAGUGAUGACUUCCACCAGGCGCAGAGAGUCGGUUUGCAGGAGUCUGUUUGGCCCGGUGGACCACGAGCAGCUGCGCCGGGACUUGACGCUGAAGCUGAGGGAGAUGACUGAGCAGGACAGCCGCCGCUGGAACUUUAACUUCCAGGCUGACGUGCCUCUUCUCGGCAGGUUCGAGUGGGAGGAGAUGCCCGCGGACCGCGCUGCAGCUUUCUAUCAGGAGUCCGCACAGCUGAAGGACGCGCUCGGCCGUCCCAACACUGAGGAUGACGACAGGCUGAGCGACCGUGAAGGGAGCGCGGGGGCCGACCAGGAGAACUGCUCCCGCAUCUCCAACACGCACAAGUGUCCCGCUGAAGUGACGCCCGUCCGGAGGAAGAGGACGCUCUCCAAGGCGGCGGCGGCGGCGAAGCCCAGAGACAACGCGCGAAUUACAGACUUUUUCCCGAAGAGAAGGAGGACGACAGAGACCAAGAGCAUCCUGAAUCCUCCCCACACAAGUUCCUCCGAAGCAGCUCUGUGCAAAACUAUAAGAUGAAGCUGCUGCUGAAAAUGGAAGUUAUUUAUAUUUCUACAGUAAUUUUCAUGGACUGAACCAAAGCCCAUUCACUGCACCAAAGGGAUUUUAUUUUAUUUUAUUUUAUUUUAUUUAUUUUAUUAUCUUUUCAGUUGUAUCAUUUGUGCCUGACAUGACAAAGUGUUAUUUAUUUUAUUUAUGGAAACUUUUUUUUAAUUAUUAUUUAAUGUGUUUUCAUUUUCUUCACCAGUGACGUCACAAGUGUGUUUGUUAACUUAUCCAGUUGUGUGUUUUUUUUUAUUUUUUUUAUUUCUAUAUAUUUCAUGUGUUUGUCAACCUUCUUGGUGAAUGAAUGUAUUGUGCUGAGCUACUUGUGUUAAUUGUGUUACCUAUAUAUAAAAAGCACUAUAUGUUGUCCUGAACUAACUGAGAUGCAGAUCAGAAAGAUUGUAAAAUGUUUACAAAGUUGUAAUUUUAAUAAACUAUUUUUUUCAGAGUUACUAACUGUACUUCUUAUUUUGUGGUUGUUGCGUUUUCUUCAUGGGGAACUUUUCCAGUUCACUUACACACAAUAAUCCAUAUUCGCUUGUUGAUAAAUGCGAAUUCAUUAGUUAUUUGCCCCCAAACCUUUUUCAAUAUGGAGACGAUUCUUUACACAUUUGAUAGUAAACUCACUCCUAGAUACUUAAUCUUGAAUAAAAUGUGACAAAACAUUUCAGGAAGCUACGUCAGUUCAGGGUUUAGUUGUGCGUUAAUGUGCGACACGUCUCUUCUGCUUGGU
This is a messenger RNA of Seriola aureovittata, 1509 nucleotides long. RefSeq names its product cyclin dependent kinase inhibitor 1Ca (gene cdkn1ca). Gene Ontology annotation, cellular component: nucleus. Bases 219 to 749 code for a protein of 176 amino acids. Gene Ontology annotation, biological process: regulation of cell cycle. The record is from RefSeq and is a predicted model, not a curated record. NCBI's taxonomy places the organism in Eukaryota, Metazoa, Chordata, Actinopteri, Carangiformes, Carangidae. The transcript has 2 exons. Gene Ontology annotation, molecular function: cyclin-dependent protein serine/threonine kinase inhibitor activity.